UUUGCGGCAAAAUUGGAACAAACACACACACACACAGAUGAGAUGAGAUACCUCCACUCCACCUUCUUCCCAUCAUCUUCUUCCUCUCACCUCUCCCAUUUCUUAACAGAGUAACCAUGGCCUGAAAACCCUAGCUCAAUUUUUUCAUCUCAACAUUUCUCCGACAACCAAAGAAAUUCAAUCAGCGAUGAAGCAAUUGCACAAGCAAUCAUCAAUGCCAAUCUCCCACGCAUCCCAGCUCUACUCCCCCAAAUCCCUCAAACACCCCAGAUCCCUCCCCAGAUCCAUAACCUACCUCCUCAAGGAGCAGCGCCUCCUCUUCAUCCUCGUCGGCGUUUUCAUCGGCUUCACCUUCUUCCUCCUCCAGCCCUCCCUCUCCCCCGCCGAUCCCCGCCCCCACCUCUUCUCCGCCACCCGCGCCUCGCUAACUACCGACCCCGAUCCCGCCGCCGCCGCCGCCACUUACGCGAAUAGCAACCCGGUCGCUCGUAAUAACCCCAGGUACUCCAAUGGCGUCGGCAGAGUGCCGGUCGGGAUUGGAUCGAAGAGGCGGAGGAUUGUCGUCACCGGCGGCGCGGGAUUCGUCGGGAGUCAUCUGGUGGAUAAGCUGAUUGCCAGAGGCGAUGACGUCAUUGUGGUUGAUAAUUUCUUCACUGGGAGGAAGGAGAAUGUGGUGCACCUGUUUGGGAAUCCGAGGUUUGAAUUGAUUCGGCACGAUGUCGUCGAGCCGAUUUUGCUGGAGGUCGAUCAGAUAUACCAUUUGGCUUGCCCUGCUUCGCCUGUGCAUUAUAAGUACAAUCCCAUCAAGACUAUCAAGACGAAUGUGAUGGGCACACUUAAUAUGUUGGGCCUUGCAAAGAGAAUUGGUGCGAGGUUCCUUCUCACUAGCACAAGUGAGGUUUACGGCGACCCUCUCGAGCAUCCACAAAAGGAGACGUAUUGGGGGCACGUGAAUCCAAUCGGGGUAAGGAGUUGCUACGACGAAGGGAAACGAACAGCAGAAACCUUAGCUAUGGACUAUCACCGUGGUGCGGGGGUUGAGGUGCGCAUUGCACGUAUUUUUAAUACAUACGGCCCUCGUAUGUGUCUAGAUGAUGGGCGUGUCGUCAGCAACUUUGUUUCACAGGCUAUACGAAAACAACCAAUGACAGUCUAUGGUGAUGGCAAACAAACACGAAGCUUCCAAUACGUGUCUGACUUGGUUGAUGGAUUGGUGUCACUAAUGGAAGGCGAGCAUGUGGGCCCGUUCAACUUGGGCAAUCCGGGAGAAUUUACCAUGUUAGAUCUCGCCGAGAUUGUAAAAGAAACAAUUGAUCCAAGUGCAACGAUCGAAUUCAAACCAAACACUGCUGACGAUCCACAUAAAAGAAAACCAGAUAUUAGUAAAGCAAAAGAGUUUCUCAAUUGGGAACCGAAGGUUUCCUUGCGAGAAGGGUUGCCUCGAAUGGUCGACGAUUUCCGAAACAGAAUCUUGAACGAAGAUGAAGGUAAAGGCAACUAAUGAAUACACAGAGGAAAUAUAGCAUGUAUAGAAUGAGAGAAAAAAAAAAAGCAUUUCAAUUUUGUGAAUCUUGUUCAGUUGUUCCAUUUUUCGAUAUUACAUUGGCAUGUUCAUUUUAAAAGUUUUUUAGGAACUCGAAAUUUAGAAAAUACGUAACCACGCCCGUUACAAAUUUACCAAUAUAUAUAUUUUUAUUUUCAUUUUUAAAAACUUUGUACUAUUUUUUUUUCUUCGGAUAAUGAUUAUAUCCACGUUAAUCGAGUUUUUAUUUUACCUGAUGA
Messenger RNA from Erythranthe guttata (spotted monkey flower), 1782 nucleotides. RefSeq names its product UDP-glucuronic acid decarboxylase 1. Gene Ontology annotation, molecular function: UDP-glucuronate decarboxylase activity; NAD+ binding. Lineage: Eukaryota; Viridiplantae; Streptophyta; Magnoliopsida; Lamiales; Phrymaceae. Gene Ontology annotation, biological process: D-xylose metabolic process. Gene Ontology annotation, cellular component: cytoplasm. The record is from RefSeq and is a predicted model, not a curated record.